AUGGCGACUGGGUCACAGGGAACUAGGAGGAUGGCUUCUGCAAUUUUGCGGCCAUCAUCCAAUUCCACCGUCUGCAGAAGCUGUCAAGAAACACUCACCAUCACCCGCCGCAGCUACGCCUCAGCAGCAUCGACUCUCGUCAGCGGCUCAGACGCCUCCAAAACUGAGGUCCCCCUCGCCUCCAGCUCCGAAGCCGCCGGCACACCUGGGUACGAUAUCAAAGCCGGCGUCGUCCUUUCUCGGCCUCCACAAAUAACCCGCGAUCUUAGCCCCUUUGAAAAAUCAUUCUUCUUCUACCAAAAACGACUAAAUGAGCGCCUCGCGCUCCCCUUCACGCGAUACUUUUACUUCAAGCGCGGUACACCUGCAGACGAGGACUGGAAGAGGAAAUACAAAGAUCGUCUCACCCCUUCUCGCGACAUUGGUAAAUACAAUGCCUAUUCACCAGAGGCCUGGAAUGAUGAAUUACUCGUGGGCUCUGUCGAGUCGGAGCCGGAGCAUCAGGUAGAAAUGCUUUUGCGGGAUGCAGAGCUUGUGACCACCGCUUCGUCGGAGGGGGCAACCACGAAAAAAGUUGACAUUGAGCGUCCGGCUUCUCGGGUUACGGAGGCGGACAAACAGAAUGAUCAGAAGAGUUUGAAUAGGUUGUUGCAGAGAACGUUGUAUUUGCUGGUAAAGACAAAGCAGGGAUAUUGGAAGUUUCCUAGUUCGUCUGUAGGGUUGGAGGAGAAUUUGCGUUCGGCAGCCGAGCGCACCCUCUCCCAGUCCGCCGGUAUCAACAUGAACACCUGGUUCGUGGGCUUCCACCCCAUCGGUCACUACUCCUACAAGUUCAAGGCCCCCAAGCCCGACCCAGCCUCCAAGGAGCUCAUCGCAGGCGAAAAGACAUUCUUCUUGAAGAGCCGCAUUAUGGCUGGUCAGGCCGAUCUGCAGGCUAAUACGCAGGACAUUGCGGACUUCAAGUGGCUCGCAAAGGAGGAGAUUCAGAAGCUUGUGUUGCCGCAGUAUUAUAGCAGUAUUAAGAACAUGCUCGCGGAUCGGUGA
Messenger RNA from Talaromyces marneffei, 1044 nucleotides. RefSeq lists its product as uncharacterized. Gene Ontology annotation, molecular function: structural constituent of ribosome. Lineage: Eukaryota; Fungi; Ascomycota; Eurotiomycetes; Eurotiales; Trichocomaceae. Bases 1 to 1044 code for a protein of 347 amino acids. The record is from RefSeq and is a predicted model, not a curated record. The transcript is spliced from 3 exons. Gene Ontology annotation, cellular component: mitochondrial large ribosomal subunit.